AUGUCCCCAGGUUGUGACCGUGGCAUUCACCUCUCCAUCCUGCCCUCCCCAUUUUCGCUCCGACCCUCCCUAUCCUUGGAGGAUGAGGAGCUGAUCCCGGCAUCCUACGGUACGGGGCCGGCCGAACGGGAAUCCAAAGAGCCGGAGGAUGUGCUUCACGACAUGCCUCCCGAGGUGCUCACGCAACCGUUUCCACGGACUCUCUCAAAUCCGGCGGCGGACGACAUCCCCGUAGAGCAGGAGCCAUCACGGCAUGUGGAUUACCUGUCUCAUAAGUGGCAGGAAGAAGAUAUCUGGGCUUCCUGGCGCUACGUGACGGCCCGGAAGACUAUCUACAGUGAUGGAGUCCGCCUGGAAAACGCGUCCUGGAGAACGUGGGCCAAGGCGAAGAAUAAUCUCGGUACUACUGCGCCUGAAACGUUGAACUGGCUGAAGGACUGCGAUGUCACCUGGCUCUACGUGCCAUUAAAAAAAUCUGGCAACAGUACGACGGCGUUGGCUGUAUCCCCGCUCCCGAGUUGCACCGGGACGCCAAGUUCGCACGUAUACUAUAAACCGAUUUUGAAGAAAAAGACCGCAUCCGAAACCAUCCUGCAGCGGUCGCUGUCGCAGCACACACUUCUGCAGCAUGCUAGCGCUAUUCUAAAGGCGCAGGAGGCCGAGAAGGGCGGGGUCCGGACAUCGCUGAACCGCACCGUCACCGAACUUGACCAUUUCCACCGUCGCACGGGCAGCUCGUCGUGUUCGCUCGGAGGCACCCUCACCGCUACGUCCUCGUCCGGCAUUGUCUCUCCGAGCGAGCGGCGGCACAUCCACUUCAGCAACCAUGUGGCGCAGUGUAUCGCUGUCGAGGGUAAAGAGGAUGAUGAGGAAGAGGACGAAUGGCUGGCGGCCUUUGAGGAUGAGUCGUCCGAUGAAGGCGCGGUUAUGAUGUCCCAGCUGCUAAACAGAGCCUCCAUCUGCAACCACAGCACGCAGUAUAGUAGCUUUAGUGGCGAACGGAAGAGCAUCGCUCCCUUGCCCUCCACUACGCUCAGAUAUCGCGGAGAUGUGCCACAGAUGCAGACCGACUCUAUCGAGGGCCAAUCAUCCAUCCUCCAGCCGUCAUCGAUGCCGUCGUCCACGUCCUCGGUAGAGAUGCUGCGCCCACCCCAGCGGUCGGCAGAUCACAUCCUUGACGAAGGGGACGCCGCACUAGGCUUCGACGGCCAGUUUGCUUCGGACGACGACAACCGGUAUCAGUCGUGGUUUUCCCCUCAUUCCACCAAAACGGGUGGCGAUGAGGUUGAGGACGAGGAUCGCCGGCUGCGAUUGACCGCGUCGGGCAUGUCCAUGCCAUUUGACGAAGGCGAAGCGGCCAGCACCAGCAUCUUGGGCCGGGCGUUAGACAUGGUGAACAUUGCGCGAGAUAUUGCCUAUGUCAUAUGGAACGUCGGUUGGUGA
Molecule: messenger RNA, 1443 nt
Organism: Penicillium alfredii
Lineage: Eukaryota; Fungi; Ascomycota; Eurotiomycetes; Eurotiales; Aspergillaceae
Product: GATA-like domain-containing protein
Exons: 3
Coding region: 1-1443 (480 amino acids)
Biological process (GO): cellular response to glucose starvation; protein catabolic process in the vacuole
Source: RefSeq, a predicted model, not a curated record